AUGAGUAACACAGAGAUGUUGGCAAUCUCCAGCCAUAGCGAGUCUCACGAGCUCCGCGCCUGGCUACAAACAGCAGUCUCUCGACAUGCCGUUCAAACGUCCACGCCCGACUCUGCGAUUGAGCGUGAGAUACCAGCCGAGAAUGAGCAUGAGAUAGCACAACUAGCCCCAGUAGAUGGAGGAAUUGCGGCAUGGCGACUACUCGGCGCCGCCUUCGUAUUUGAGACUCUACUAUGGGGGUUUCCAUUGUCCUUUGGUGUGUUCCAGGACUACUACUCGAGAAUCCCAGCCUUUGCCAGCAGUCCAUAUAUCGGUGUCGUCGGCACAAUAGCCUCUGGCCUUGGCUAUAUAGGGGCCCCGUUUAUCAUGCCUUUUAUCCAGAAACACCAGCGUUGGCGGCGGCAGAUGAUCUGGGUCGGCUGGCCCAUAUGUAUUGGCGGACUCGUGGCUGGUUCCUUUGCCAAUACGCUCGAGACUCUUAUCCUCACGCAAGGUGUCGCUUAUGGUGUUGGGUUUCUGAUCCUUUACUACCCUAUCCUCAUGAUGGUCAACGAGUACUGGAUAGCUCGCCGCGGAAUGGCUUACGGGCUACUCUGUGGCGCGUCGGGUGUUUCUGGUGCCAUCAUGCCAUUUGUUGUACAGGCUCUCCUCUCGACUCACGGCUAUCAGACGACCCUCCGCGCCGUUGCUAUUGGCCUAGCCGUUUUAACAGGCCCCCUUAUCCCAUUCCUUGACGGUCGUUUACCACCCUCCGAGCACGUCAGCACGCCCAAGACGAAUUGGUCGUUUUUCAAAAGCCCACUCUUCUGGCUAUACUCUGUAUCCAACCUAUUCCAGGGCUUUGGAUAUUUCUUCCCCUCCUUGUACCUCCCAUCUUUCGCGACGUCUCUUGACCUCGGCGAAAAGUCCGGGCCCGUACUUCUCGCCGUCAUGAGCGUGUCCCAGGUUGCAGGGCAGUUUGUUUUUGGUUACCUCUCAGAUCGCAAGCUACCGCUCGAUGUCCUUGCUGGUAGCUCUACCCUUGUGGCCGCCGUAACGACACUCACCAUGUGGAGGCUGGCAGACUCUUUUCCCGUCCUGGUCGGCUUCACCAUUCUAUAUGGUUUCUUUGGGGCCGGCUUCACUGCUAUCUGGGCGAGGAUGAGCACAAGCAUCACGGAUGACGUGACCGCUGGGCCAAUUGUCUUUGGCCUCCUCAACUUUGGCAAGGGUGUUGGCAACGUGCUCGCGGGUCCUGUUGGUGGUCUGCUGGUUUACAACAGCAAUGCCCUGCAGCACUCGUCUGCUGAUGAGUCUCUGGUUUCGUCAUCGUAUCGCUGGGUUAUUAUCUUUACUGGGUCCUGUAUGUUCGCGAGCACGUCUACUAUUCUCUUGCGAUAUUUAAGACGGUUCCUCGGAACUAUAGUUACACUUGGCACCAAGUUUCUUGAAAAUUGGCUGAUAAAACAAAUGUCUUUCUUCUUCUUCUAG
Molecule: messenger RNA, 1470 nt
Organism: Fusarium redolens
Lineage: Eukaryota; Fungi; Ascomycota; Sordariomycetes; Hypocreales; Nectriaceae
Product: major facilitator superfamily domain-containing protein
Exons: 3
Coding region: 1-1470 (489 amino acids)
Biological process (GO): transmembrane transport
Cellular component (GO): fungal-type vacuole membrane
Molecular function (GO): transmembrane transporter activity
Source: RefSeq, a predicted model, not a curated record